GAGCCCAGCUUUGUUACAGAGCGAGCGGUGCGGCGCCUCCCAGGGUCAUUGAAAAAACAAAACAAGGGAGAGAGAUGUCGUGUAAUCAUUCAGCAAUCCGGGGCCAAUCGCGAACAGACUGAUUUCUGACUUUUUAAAAAAUCCUCUCUCUCUUUCCUUCCAGCCAUUCAGAGCACCUUUGCAAAACAAAAGCGUUUGCGUUUUGCAAGACAUUCCCCUUUUUUUUAUUGUUGUCGCAAGCGUUCCCAUUGAUUCACACACACACAGCGAUUCUUGUGGCUGGCUGUUUUGGUUUCUCUCUCUGAGGGGUAGGUUUUGUUUUGACCUGAUGCUCGGUCAGUGAGGUGUUGUCCCCAUGUUAGAGAAAUUUCCUUGCGCCCCGUUCGACUCGGAAAUGGCGUUCUGCAAGGCGACGGGCUGGCUGCACGACCAGCUGGAGAGGGGCAACGACCGGCUGCUGGUGGUGGACUGCAGAGCCCAUGAACUGUACGACUCGUCGCACAUCGAGGCGGCCAUCAACGUCGCCAUCCCCGGGCUGAUGCUGCGACGCCUGAGGAAGGGCAACUUCCCGGUCAAGUCGCUGAUCUCCAACAACGAGGACAAGGAGCGCUUCGCCCGGCGCUGCAACACAGACAUCAUCCUGCUGUACGACCAGAGCACCCUGGAAUGGAACGAGAACAUCAACGCCACCUCGGUGCUGGGCUUGCUGCUUAGAAAGUUAAAGGACGAGGGCUGCAAAGUGUUCUGCUUGGAAGGCGGCUUCAGUAAGUUCCAGGCGGAAUACCCGACACACUGUGAGAGUAACCUGGACAGUUCGUGUGGGAGCUCAUCGCCCACCAUGCCAGUGCUGGGUCUCGGGGGUCUCCGCAUCAGCUCAGACUCCUCCUCAGAUAUCGAGUCUGAGCCGGACCCCAGCAGUGCGACCGAGUGUGACAGCAGUCCCCUGUCCAACAACCAGCAGCCUUCAUUCCCUGUCGAGAUCCUGCCCCACUUGUACCUGGGCUGCGCUAAAGACUCCACCAACCUGGACGUUCUGGAGGAACAUGGCAUCAAGUACAUCUUAAACGUGACUCCAAACCUGCCGAACCUCUUUGAGAAUGUCGGCGAGUUCAAAUACAAACAGAUCCCCAUUUCUGAUCACUGGAGUCAAAACCUGUCUCAAUUCUUCCCUGAAGCCAUUGCAUUCAUAGAUGAGGCCCGUAACCAGAGCUGUGGAGUGCUGGUGCACUGUUUGGCUGGGAUCAGUCGGUCAGUCACUGUAACUGUGGCCUAUCUGAUGCAGAAGUUGAACCUCUCUAUGAAUGAUGCCUAUGACAUUGUGAAGAUGAAGAAGUCCAACAUCUCUCCCAACUUCAACUUCAUGGGGCAGCUGCUGGACUUUGAGCGGACCCUGGGCCUCAGCAGCCCCUGUGACAACCGGUUGUCCUCACAGCCUCUGUACUUUACCACCACACCCACCAACCAGAAUAUGUUCCAGCUCGACCCACUCCAAUCCACUUGACUGCUCAACUCAGCACCAGUGAGUAGAAGCUCAGAAGAAUUUUAAUGGUCAAAUCACUGACAUGUAAAGGGGCUCGAGAAGGGUAUGAAAAAGAAGCAGCUGAUUUCACUGAAGGCAACUUGACUCUUUUGUUCAAGCAGCUGUUGUGAAGUGGGGAGACCCUGACCCUUUGACUUUGAGACCACUGAUGGUUCACAAAGUUAGUUGGAAAAGUGCAGUGGCUGAAAGCUUCACAGUCUGAAGCAGGACAAAGAGAGAAGUCAGGCGAAGUACUCGCACUGUCUUGCUUAAUCCCUUCUUUCUUUGAGUUCUAUUGGUUGCAAAACGUUGGUCUUCAUUGAAGACUUUGUUUAAUCAGGCUGGCUAGGAGAGAAGAAAAAAUGUUUUGAGUGUUCUGGAAUUGGCCACAAUUACAUUUCUGUACUCUAAAUUCUGUAGAGUACUUUACAGCAUGAUUUCUGUAUAAAUUGUCUGUGUACAGGUCCAGUGUCACAAAUUGUACAUCAACCAAGAUUAAGUAUUAUUGGGUGGAUUGCUGUAAGGAAAGUAGCUUCCUAUAGGUACCUGAGAUUGAAUUCAGUGCAUCUCCUUCCUCGUAAAUGUUAAUGACAGGAAAUGUACAAUUUCGUAUGUAAAUUAAUAUUGUUUUAACUGAUCCUUUGGAAAGCAUAUGCCAAAAAAGGUUGUGUUUGACUUGCUUUGAUAUGUUGCUUUAUCUAUGUAUGAGUGCAAUUUGAAGCUGGUUUAUGAUUUAUGUUCUCUUGUUUCCCUCUAUUUUCAGCUGAGCUCCUUGUUCAUGUGUAAACAAUGCUUGUGAUUUCUUGCUAAUGAAUGAGUAGACUGUUAUUUGAAAAUGGGACUGGCAAAUUUCUUUGCGUUAAUUUUUAUAAUAGACAAUGCGUAUCUCAUACAGUGCAUUACCUCUGUGCAGACUCUUCAGGGAAGUUAAUCAUGAAUGCAAUAGUUUUUUUUCUAUAAGUCUGUAUUUAAAACUGGAAUCUGAAACUGUAUGUAUACACUGCACUUGCUGUAACUCAGUAGCCAGUGAGAAAUUGUCCCCAGUUCAUUCUCGCCAACGAUUUCAAGUUGGAUGGGGGAUUUUAUUACUGUAUAAGAAUGAUUGAUUGUAUAAAACUAAGUUAUUAAUAAAUAACUAUUUUGUCUAUAUAGAAUCUUA
Molecule: messenger RNA, 2678 nt
Organism: Rhincodon typus (whale shark)
Lineage: Eukaryota; Metazoa; Chordata; Chondrichthyes; Orectolobiformes; Rhincodontidae
Product: dual specificity protein phosphatase 6-like
Exons: 3
Coding region: 356-1501 (381 amino acids)
Biological process (GO): negative regulation of ERK1 and ERK2 cascade; regulation of heart growth; protein dephosphorylation
Cellular component (GO): cytosol; cytoplasm
Molecular function (GO): protein tyrosine/threonine phosphatase activity; MAP kinase tyrosine/serine/threonine phosphatase activity
Source: RefSeq, a predicted model, not a curated record